Molecule: messenger RNA, 2841 nt
Organism: Cordyceps fumosorosea ARSEF 2679
Lineage: Eukaryota; Fungi; Ascomycota; Sordariomycetes; Hypocreales; Cordycipitaceae
Product: FMN-binding split barrel
Exons: 4
Coding region: 1-2841 (946 amino acids)
Biological process (GO): potassium ion transmembrane transport
Cellular component (GO): plasma membrane
Molecular function (GO): oxidoreductase activity; potassium ion transmembrane transporter activity
Source: RefSeq, a predicted model, not a curated record
AUGGCUUGUUGCUGUUGCGGGAACCGAAAGAAGCAGACUCGCGAGUUUGCCGAGCAGAAAUGGGACUACAUUAAUCUUCAAGAUUUCAAGGCCUCUGGCUGCGGUACCCCUUUUGCCUAUGGCUAUCUCUGGUUCUCUCUCAUCAUCUCUAUUGCCGUCUACUCCAUUGACAGCUUCACCGCGGUCCAGCUGAUUGCCUUCAACAGGUGGUCUUCCGCCAUCCGACCUGCCAUUUCCUUUGAUGUCUCCAAAUGGAUUUUUACCGUUUGCAUCAUACUCUCCUUUAUCAACCUUGGCUACGAGGCCAUCCGCGCUACCCGUGUCAUCAGGCGAAACAACAUUGCCGAGUCUUAUAUGGAUCCUCUUGCUGUCCGUUGGGAGUCGAUCCGCGUCGGCAAAGCCCAAGGAUGGCGCCGAUUCCUCGUAUUUGCUGCAUUGACCCAGAGUAAAAAAGGAGCUCAUUACAUUGCACUCUUUACUUACUUCAGCUUCAAGUCUUGGAUCCGCGUCUUGGUCUGCUCUGGGCCUCGCCAGGUCAUCAAUGCCUUCACUCUCAAGUCUGUCUACGAAGCCAAGCUCGCCACCCAGGCCACUUCUGUCGAUGGCGCAUUUCUUGGCUUCUUUGACAAGGUCAAGGUUCUUGCUCAGGAAGACUCUCGCCAAGUCGUCAUCUUGUCGGGCAUGGCCUUUACGUUUGUCGUCUGGGCAUUUUCUCUCAUCUUUCUCCUUCUCUCUGUCCUCUUUUACGUCUUCUUCUUGUUUCACUGGAUCCCUCGAGCCGACGGAGGCCUGACUGGCUACUGUGAACGCAAGGUCAAUGCAGCGCUGUUGACCAUCGUCACAAAGAGGGUCAACAAAGCACUUGCUAAAAAUGAAGCCAAAAAGAUGAAGGCAGAGGCGAAGGCUGCCAAGAUGACUGGCGAAACCUUGCAGCCAGAACGCGCUGCGACUUUGCCCGACAUUGAAGCCCUCGCCGACGACAAACUACAGGGCAUGCCAAUGCUAAACCGCUCCGACACUGGGACAACACUCCCAGCCUACCAAACCCGUCCAAAUACCCCAGGCGGUAUCGAACUGAGCAGCAUAAACAGGUCUGCUCUCGGUCGCAGUGGAACCAACGGCUCUGAUUCUAGCUACUCUCCCACAGUGCCUCUAAUGAGUGCUGCGGCGGACAUGGGAGACCUUUCACACGGGCGAGGCCGCGGUGCGGUCCAUGCUCAAGGUGCCGGCCGGCCGGAACCCGACCGCGGCGGGCCUACCGCCGUCGUACGGUACGGCGCGCUCUGGGGCGGCGACGAGGCGGCGGCGCGCGGCGGCACCGUGCGGCCGGGCGACGGCGGUGGCAGGAUGAUGGCGACGCUGGCGGUGGACCUGGAGACGAGGGACCGGGUCAAGAUCAUGGGGCACAUGGUGGCCGGGUCGGCGGACGCGUCGGCAGGCACGGUCCAGGUGGCGAUGCUGGUGGCGGAGAGCCUGGGCAACUGCCCAAAGUACCUGAACAAGAAGCGCGUGACGCCGCGUGCGUACGGCGCGGACACGGAGGUGGUGGAAGGGGCGCGAAUGAUGCUACCGGAGGAGGCGACGCGGCUGCUAGACAAGGCGGACAUGUUCUUCCUAUCGAGCACCAACGGCGACAGCAUGGACACGAACCACCGGGGAGGCCCGGCGGGCUUUGUGCGGGUGCUGAAGAACGAAGCCGACGAGGCCGUGCUCGUGUACCCAGAGUACUCCGGAAACCGUCUGUACCAGACCCUGGGCAACCUCAACGUCAAUCCGCUGGUCGGCAUCGUCGUUCCCGACUUUGACACCUCGGACGUGCUGUACCUCACCGGCUCCGCGUCCAUCCUCGUCGGCGACGCCGCCUCGGCCGUCAUGGCGCGCACCGCACUCGCCGUGCAAGUGCGCGUCGCCGCCGCGCGCUUCGUCCGUCGCGGCCUGCCCUUUCGCGGCGCGCCCCUCGAGCGGUCCCCGUACAACCCGCCCGUGCGCCACCUGCUCUCCGAGCGCGACCCCUUAUCUGUGCAACCGCGGCAGCAGCAGUCGGGCGUGACGGCGACGUUGAAGGGCAGGGAGGUGCUGUCGCCGACGGUGAGCCGGUUCACGUUUUCACUGGCCGGUUCCGCCGGCCGCUGGCGGCCGGGCCAGCACGCCACGCUCGACUUUUCGGGGGAGCUGGACCACGGGUACGCGCACAUGCGAGACGACGACCCGCAGAGCCUCAACGACGACUUCAUACGCACCUUUACCGUGUCGAACCAGCCGCCCACAGACAGCAAGGGCGAGGUGGUGGAGAUGCAAAUCACGGCGCGCAGGCGCGGACCGGCGACGAACCUGCUCUGGAGGCAGAACCUGCGCGCCCCUCUCGAGCUGCCCGUGCUCGGUUUCGGUGGAGAGGCCUCCUUCCGCCUACCCACCACCACCGCCGCCGCCGCCGCCGCCGCCGCCGCUGCGAAGCCGGUGUUCGUGGCGGGCGGGGUGGGCAUCACGCCGCUGCUGGCGCAGGCGCGCGACGUGCUGGAGGCGGGCGUGCGGUUACGACUGCUCUGGGGCCUGCGCGCGGAGGACCUGCCGCUGGCGGCGGACACGUUUGCGCGGAUCGCGGGGCUGGCGGAGGUGACGACGCUGUUUGUGUCGGGGGACGGGGCGGACGACCAGAUGAUACGGGAGAUUCGCCGGCAGGGCGUAAAAGAGCUGCGGUACGGGAGGAUCGCGGAGGGGGAUGUCAAGUCGCUGGGCGGACGGGAGACCAAGUUUUACUUGUGCACGGGGCCGGGGCUUCUGCGGUCACUACAGGAUUGGCUUGACCGGGAGAAUGUGGUAUGGGAAGAUUUUGGGUACUGA